UAACAAGGUUGCUAUCAGAUUUCAACGAAGGCCAACAUUGUAUAAUAAAAUGGCAAAUAGGAAAUGCUUGCAGCAGAAAAGCGAAGGUUACUCUCGUUUAAACAAACAUCUCGCUCUGUCAUCGAUACCAGAGAUCUUGUUUCUGGCGCAAUGCACUCAAACAACAUCGUUUUCAGAAACAAUGUUGGAGGAUUCAUUGUUGCAAAAUGAUAUGAGGCCAGCUUUUCCCGAAAUGUUGAAGGAUUAAGAGUUCCGGGAAACAGCUUCAACUGAAAUAUACUCACAAAGGUGUGGGGUACCCAAAUCACGGUGAGUUUUUGGGUGUAAUACGUACUAAUGCGG
This is a messenger RNA of Acanthoscelides obtectus, 342 nucleotides long. The record is from the annotation of a GenBank genome assembly. NCBI's taxonomy places the organism in Eukaryota, Metazoa, Arthropoda, Insecta, Coleoptera, Chrysomelidae.